Molecule: messenger RNA, 1743 nt
Organism: Blepharisma stoltei
Lineage: Eukaryota; Ciliophora; Heterotrichea; Heterotrichida; Blepharismidae
Source: the annotation of a GenBank genome assembly
AUGAAUAAAAAGUGCACAGCAUUAAACUGCGAAAAUGAAGCUGUCGCUUUCUGUUCUUGCCCUAAUAAGUGUUAUUCAUGCCAUUCCCACGAGCAUAAGUUUGCGAGCAGUCCCCACAAGCUGACUCCUUUUUACAUUAGGCUGGACAAAUCAGAUAAAAUGAACUUGAUGAACAUGGUAAUUCAGAUGAAAAGGCGAGCGGAAUUAUUUAAAGAAAACUUAAAAGCUGAGCUCACUGGUGCAAUUACCCAGAUAGCCGAAACUCUAGAAAACUCAAUGAAGAUUUUAACUGAUCUCAAUUAUCUUUACAACAGUUUAAUAUCAGAGAUUUAUAGAAUUGAAAGCAUUCCUACAAUUUAUUCCUACUGCAAAUUAGACUCAAUUCUGAGGCUGGAUUACAGUGCUAUGAGCGAAGAAAUAAAAGCUCUAGAGCUUGAGUAUGGAAAAUACUUCAUGAAGCCAGCUAUGCCAACUUUCGAUACAAAUUCAUUCGUAGAAAUCAUGAAAAAAAUAAAAAAAUUCUCAAACAGAGAAAACACCCCACUUUGUGGGCUUUGCACUUAUACUUAUCCUAAUGGUGACAUCUAUGAUGGCGAGUGGUUUGAGCACCAAAGAAAUGGCCAAGGAAAAUUAAUCACAAAAGAAGGAGAUCAAUAUGAAGGGGAUUUCAAAAAUGAUGCAAAGGACGGAAAAGGCAAAAUGGAGUUUUCUAAUGGUUGUAGCUAUAAAGGAGAUUUUAAAAAUAACAAGAUGGACGGAAAAGGCACAUUGGAGCUAGACACAGGAGAAAUAUUAACAGGCUCGUUUAGCGAUAAUCAAUUUCAUGGAGAAGGCACUUGGAUUGAUAAAGAAGGAAGCAGGUAUGAAGGAACAUGGAAGUAUGGCCUUAGAUGGGGAUAUGGAGACAUGACUUUUGUGUCAGGCGAAUUUUACCAUGGAGAGUUUAAAUAUGAUACAUAUUAUGGAAAAGGGGUCUAUAGAAAUGAAGAUGGAGUUUAUGAAGGAAUGUUUUGAGAUGGGAUGAAAUCUGGAAAAGGGGUACUUAAAGCAAUGAAUGGCAAAAAAUAUGACGGAAACUGGGAAAAUGACAAACUCAAUGGAAGCGGCACUGUUUAUACCAAGGAUAAUUCUAUGUAUUAUAAAGGAGAAUUCAAAGACUCAGAAUUCUCUGGAAAAGGAGUGUGCUUCUAUGAAAAUGGGGAUAGAUAUGAAGGGCUAUGAAAAGGAGGCAAAAGAAAUGGGAGAGGAAAGUUUCAAUACAAGUCAGGAGAUAAAUGGUAUGAUGGCAAUUGGGAAGAAGACCAAAUGACAGGAAGAGGAAUUCUAUCACUUCCCGGAGAAAAAUACGAAGGAUACUUCAAAGACGGGCUAUUUCAUGGAGAUGGGACUUUUUAUUAUGCAACUCAAGAAAUCUAUUAUGGAAACUGGGUAGAAGGAAAACGAAAUGGCAGAGGAAGAAUCACUUUGCCGAAUGGAAAUAGUUACGAGGGAGAAUGGGUUAAUGAUAAAAAAUGUGGAUACGGUAAGCUUUUCAAUCCAACAGUAGGAUCAUAUGAAGGCUAUUUUAAAAACGACAAAUUUGAUGGAAAAGGGAAAAUAACAUUCCUCAACAAUGAAAGUUUUGAAGGAGAUUGGAUUAACGGAUUCAGAGUUAAAGGGAAAUAUACAUACAUGAAUGGAGACGUUUACGAUGGCUUAUGGGAAAUGAAUGAAAAAACAUGGUGUGGGGGUUAUGAUAUUUAG